AGAUACAGAUACUGUAGCUCACGAGUGCAACUGUAUCUGCUGCAUGUGUUUUUUGAGGAAAGAAAACAUGCAGUGACAGUCGAGUUUGAAAGAAACUAUAUUAUAAUACUUCCAAUUAGCUGACAAAAAUAUUGAAAUUUAAGAAAUCGAAAUGGAGAGCUUCCAGGAAAUAGUACCCGCGGAGAGGAGGACCAGCUACAGCUCGAAUUCAUCGGUGCCAGCGAAUCCUUCGGAGGAAUGCGGCUGUGUGCGGUUGGGAAAAUGCAAAUGGUUCAAUGUUGCCAAGGGCUGGGGCUUCCUAACCCCCAACGAUGGCGGCCAGGAGGUGUUCGUCCAUCAGAGUGUCAUCCAAAUGUCGGGCUUUCGUUCACUGGGCGAGCAGGAGGAGGUGGAGUUCGAGUGCCAGCGCACGCCCCGAGGCCUGGAGGCCACCAGGGUGUCCGGCAGGCAGGGCGAGAGCUGUCACGGCAGCACCUACAGGCCACGCAUCAAUCGCAGGACUCGCCGCAUGCGCUGCUACAACUGCGGCGAAUUCGCCAACCACAUCGCCUCCGAGUGCUCCUUGGGACCGCAGCCGAAGAGAUGCCACCGCUGCCGGAGCGAGGACCAUCUGCACGCCGACUGCCCGCACCGUCAUGUGACCAGCACCAGCGACGGCAGCAUCAGCACCGGAAGUCAAAGCAAAAGCGAAGCCACCUAAGGAUACCAGAUGGGAUGUCGUCCUUGGCAGCGGGGUCGUCGGGGUGGCUGGAAGUUUCAAACUUCUUUUGAGAACAAGUACAAAAAUGGAAAUCUAAAACAUGCAUCAAAUCAAAGAAACCCACGUACAACAAAAUUAGCUUUUAGUUAUUAAUGGAUUAGAUAUUAAAAAAAGGGGGGGGGGGGUGGACAUUAAAACACGCCCCUAAUCUAACUUAA
Messenger RNA from Drosophila ananassae, 918 nucleotides. It is a transcript of the gene lin-28, whose product is annotated as protein lin-28 homolog. Bases 152 to 700 code for a protein of 182 amino acids. The transcript has 5 exons. The record is from RefSeq and is a predicted model, not a curated record. Gene Ontology annotation, molecular function: nucleic acid binding; zinc ion binding. NCBI's taxonomy places the organism in Eukaryota, Metazoa, Arthropoda, Insecta, Diptera, Drosophilidae.